Thermothielavioides terrestris NRRL 8126 is the source of this 426-nucleotide messenger RNA. RefSeq lists its product as uncharacterized. Bases 1 to 426 code for a protein of 141 amino acids. Lineage: Eukaryota; Fungi; Ascomycota; Sordariomycetes; Sordariales; Chaetomiaceae. The transcript has 2 exons. The record is from RefSeq and is a predicted model, not a curated record.
AUGCAGCUCACGAACAACCUCCUCCUCGGCCUCCUCGGCGCCUCCGCCGCCUCCGCUGCCGCCAGGGCCCACCGCCACCAACACCUGCCCGAGUACAAUCCCCACGCCCCGUGGCAGAAGCACUACCACCCCCACUAUAUCGGCUGGAACAGCACCGCUGACAGUUGCGACGCCUCCGGCGACGAUACUCCACCCUCCGGCAAUCCCCCAUCUUCCUCCACCGCCCCUUCCACGCCCUCGGGGACAGGCACCACCCAGCCGCUUCCGCCGCUGCCGAGCGGCGGCCUCGGCGUGCGGCUGACCCCUUUUGUUGCCGUCUCAGGCGCUGGCCCUGGCGCUGGCGCGGGAAGGAGGGAGGAGCGCCUGGGGUUUGCUGCCGUGCUGGGGGUGACUGGGGUUGUGCUUGUUGCUGCGGUGCUGUGUUGA